Linum trigynum is the source of this 2727-nucleotide messenger RNA. The record is from the annotation of a GenBank genome assembly. NCBI's taxonomy places the organism in Eukaryota, Viridiplantae, Streptophyta, Magnoliopsida, Malpighiales, Linaceae.
AUGGCCGAAAUGUCUCUAGAAGAGAUCAAGAAUGGGAAGGUGGACCUUGAGAAAAUACCUGUGGAUGAGGUGUUCAAGCAGUUGAAAUGUACAAGGAAAGGGUUGACGAGUGGGGAAAGCGAGAAGAGGCUCCAAAUCUUUGGACCCAACAAGCUCGAGGAGAAGCACGAGAACAAGUUCCUCAAGUUUUUGGGGUUCAUGUGGAACCCGCUCUCAUGGGUCAUGGAGUCUGCAGCUAUCAUGGCCAUCGUACUAGCCAAUGGAGGAGGCAAGCCCCCAGAUUGGCAGGAUUUCAUCGGUAUCGUCGUCCUGUUGAUCAUCAAUUCCACCAUUAGCUUCAUCGAAGAAAACACUGCAGGCAAUGCUGCUGCUGCUUUGAUGGCCAAUCUCGCUCCUCAAGCUAAGGUUCUGAGGGAUGGGAAAUGGCAAGAGGUGGAAGCAGCAGUGCUGGUUCCAGGAGAUGUGAUCAGCAUCAAAUUGGGCGAUAUCGUCCCAGCCGAUGCACGUCUCUUGGAAGGGGAUCCUCUGAAGAUUGAUCAAGCCGCCCUUACUGGAGAGUCUCUUCCUGUGACGAGGAGUCCUGGUGACGAAGUCUUCUCCGGCUCAACUUGCAAGCAAGGUGAGAUUGAUGCUGUCGUGAUUGCCACCGGUAUACAUACCUUCUUCGGCAAGGCAGCUCAUCUUGUUGAUAGCACCAACAAUGUUGGCCACUUCCAACAGGUGUUGACAUCUAUCGGUAACUUCUGUAUCAUCUCGAUUGGGGUGGGUGUGGUCAUCGAGGUUGUCGUCAUGUAUGCCUUUCAACACAGAGAGUACAGAGCAGGAAUUGACAACCUGCUGGUGCUUCUCAUCGGAGGGAUCCCGAUCGCCAUGCCCACUGUUUUGUCGGUGACAAUGGCUAUCGGGUCUCACCGGCUAUCGGAGCAAGGCGCCAUCACUAAGCGGAUGACCGCCAUUGAAGAAAUGGCUGGCAUGGACAUACUCUGCAGUGACAAAACUGGGACACUCACCCUUAACAAGCUUACCGUCGACAAAAGCCUCAUUGAGGUGUUCCCGGAGAGAAUGGAUGCCGACCACUUAAUCUUGCUUGCUGCCAGAGCUUCCAGAGUCGAAAACCAGGAUGCCAUUGAUGCCUCAAUUGUUAAUAUGUUGAAGGAUCCCAAAGAAGCAAGAGCAGGGAUCACUGAAGUCCAUUUCUUGCCAUUCAACCCUGUCGAAAAGCGGACUGCAAUCACUUACUACGACAACAAUGGUGAUUGGCACAGGGCAAGCAAAGGAGCACCUGAGCAAAUCAUUGAGCUCUGUGAUCUCAAAGGGGAAGUCAGCAAGACAGCUCACAAGAUCAUUGCUAAUUUUGCUGAUCGUGGCCUUCGUUCCUUAGCUGUCGCCUAUCAGACGAUUCCAGACAAGAACAAGGAUAGCGCAGGAUCACCAUGGGAAUUCGUGGGGCUGCUGCCACUCUUUGAUCCUCCAAGGCAUGAUAGUGCAGAAACAAUCCGACGAGCACUUGAACUUGGUGUUAGUGUCAAGAUGAUCACCGGUGACCAGCUUGCUAUUGGAAUAGAGACCGGCCGACGCCUUGGCAUGGGCACCAAUAUGUACCCUUCAUCUGCCCUCCUCACCGACAACGAUGAAUCGUCCAUGACAAUCGACGAGCUCAUCGAGAAAGCCGAUGGGUUCGCCGGAGUCUUCCCUGAGCACAAGUACGAGAUCGUGAGGAGGCUCCAAGAUAGACUACACAUCGUCGGUAUGACUGGAGAUGGAGUUAACGAUGCUCCAGCACUAAAGAAGGCCGACAUAGGAAUUGCUGUUGCUGACGCUACCGACGCAGCACGAAGCGCCUCGGACAUCGUGUUGACAGAGCCAGGGCUGAGUGUCAUAGUUAGUGCUGUCCUUACGAGCAGAGCCAUAUUCCAGAGGAUGAAGAACUACACCAUCUAUGCUGUUUCCAUCACAAUCCGUAUUGUGUUUGGAUUUCUACUGGUUGCCUUGAUAUGGAAGUUCGACUUCUCCCCCUUCAUGGUUCUCAUCAUAGCCAUCCUCAACGACGGUACCAUUAUGACGAUCUCGAAGGACAGAGUGAAGCCGUCCCCGGUGCCCGAUUCGUGGAAGCUCAAUGAGAUCUUCGCCACUGGGAUUGUUCUUGGAGCUUAUAUGGCGAUCGUGACUGUCUUAUUCUUCUGGUUAGCUGAGGACACAGAUUUCUUCUCUGCCACAUUUGGUGUGAAAUCAAUUAGAGGGAACCACGAAGAGCUUACAGCAGCACUCUAUCUCCAAGUGAGCAUUAUCAGCCAGGCUCUCAUCUUCGUCACCAGAACACGAGGCUGGUCCAUCUCUUACUCCGAACGCCCCGGGAUUUUGCUCGUCGUCGCCUUCUUCAUAGCCCAAUUGCUGGCCACCAUAAUCGCCGUCUACGCGAAGUGGGAUUUCGCCGGCAUCAGCGGAAUCGGCUGGGGCUGGGCCGGAGUCAUCUGGCUGUUCACCGUCGUCACUUACAUUCCCCUCGACGUCUUGAAAUUCCUCAUCCGCCUCGUGCUGACAGGCCACGCCUGGGAAAAUCAUCCCGAUAACCAGACGGGUAUCACGACGAAGAAGGGCUACGGGAAGGACGAGCGCGAAGCUCAAUGGGCGGAAGCGCAAAGAAUCCUCCCCGGGCUUAAGGAAGUGGAAGCGGAGUCCCCCACCGCCGCCGCGGCCGAUAUGCACCGGUACAGCGACGCGGUGUAG